UGGGGGGCAGCGUUUGCAGAGGUGUUUAAGUCAGCGGGAGUUGUGUUAUGGCAAGGUGUAUUAGCAGAUGUACCGUGUGGUGGUGUCAAGUUAUGGGAAUGCAGUGCUGCAGAAUGCGCAGCGGUAGCGGGGGCGUUGGUUGCAGCCGGUGUUCUAGUGAUGUUUACUUGACAAGGCAUGCCGAAGGAUGCGGGAGUGCCAACAGGCGUACUGCUGGAGGGUCCUGUGUGUAUUGGUGUGUUGCUGGUUGCUUGGAUCGGAGUGGUGAGUGGCGCAAACGGGGAUGGUGUAGUGGCAAGUGCGCCGUGCGGUGGUGCGGGGCUGUGGGAGUGCGGCAAUGUAGUGCGUGCAGCGGUAGCAGAGGCGUUGGUUACAGUUGGCGUUCUAGUGGUGUUAGUUUGGCAAGGCGUGCUGGUGGCUGCAGGCGUGGAACCAGGAAUGCAGCCGGAUGGUCCUGUGUGCACUGGAGUGUUACCGGUUGUUUGGUUUGGUGUGGUGAGCGGCGCAGUUGAGGAAGGAGUGCAACCGAGCCUCAUUUGCCUACACCUUCUAAGCGAGUUGUCUUCAGCAUCGGCAUUGCGCCGCGUGUUUGCAGUUUGCGACAGUAAGCCUUCGGCGCCAGGUAGCAGCACGGCCGUGAACUUGUGUACGAAUGGAACGUAUCUGAAGUCCUCGUACUCCAGYAUUUCUGCUGCARAAAUCCUUCUGUUCUCKAUGAGGAGGUUCACARUCUUGAUYAUGUACYCUCUCAUGAAGACGAAGGAGAUCUGCGCAAGAAUGGCCUUUCUCCAUGUUGUACGUAGGAGUGCUUGGAAUUCAAGCAUCCUGAUCUUGUCGGAUGGAGCAAGCGGGUCGAUCUUGUCGAAAUUCCCGAUGAUGUACCAGAUCAUAUCUCUCGGUGAUGGAGACGUGUCCAGCGGUGUCAAUAUGCGAAGAAUCGUACCCGUGCAACUCGAGUAUGAUCUUUUCUGCCUUGGCUAUGAUGAGAUUGAGCUCUCUAUUCUCGAUUGCGGCUUUCCUGCAGGAUUCGGCGAUAUUGCUGGCGAGAUCUUGGAUUUUGGUGCGUUGGUGUGUAUCGUGAUGGACUAUCUAGUAGCAUAUCAUGACGUCGUGGAAGGCGAGACGAUCCUGAUAUUAGAGCGAACCCAUCAGCGCGACGCACCAGUGGAAAUGGAGCCAUGGGGGGCAUCAUCAGUGGGUCGAAGCCUGACGAGGUCGUAUGACGUAGAUGUGAAUGGCCACAUGGUCCUACGUGUAGGAGUAGGUUUCUCCUACCUUGAGGGUUCCUUCGUCACUCUACGUUUCUAUUUGCGUCGGUAUGGUGAACGUAUUCCUAUUGGGCGACCUGAGGAAGGAAGGGACCUGCUGCUUAACAUCCUAAGGGCUUUGGUGACGGCAAUCGCGGCAGAGCAUCGAGGGGACAUUGUGCCGACGGCGGGAUGGGGCGUGGCAAUUGGUGACCCCCUUUCUCGUCAAGAUUUGUGGGGGGAAAUCAAGGAGUACGAGGGUUAUCAGUGAUCGCAUAUGUGGAACUGCUUGUAGCGCUUAAUGUAAGCUGGAGCUACGUGAGGUUUCGUUAGUUUCGGGGUGAUGAACUUUUGGCCUAUACGUUUGAGAGUCAUCUAAAGAAGGACCGUCCAACCAAAGCACGCGUUUAAUAGCUAUUUUGAG
Molecule: messenger RNA, 1671 nt
Organism: Chara braunii
Lineage: Eukaryota; Viridiplantae; Streptophyta; Charophyceae; Charales; Characeae
Source: the annotation of a GenBank genome assembly